Messenger RNA from Peronospora farinosa, 723 nucleotides. The record is from the annotation of a GenBank genome assembly. NCBI's taxonomy places the organism in Eukaryota, Oomycota, Peronosporomycetes, Peronosporales, Peronosporaceae.
AUGAGCGAAACUACGACUCUAUCGACUCUGGGUGAUAACAGCAACCUUACUAACGAAAAUUUGGACUUUAAUAAAGCAGGAAGAGCCCGAGAAGAAGACGUUGCUCGACGUUGGAGCGAUGACAACGAGGAAGAGACCGCAGAGGUCAAUGAGAACGACGAUUUCUUUGGCAGAAUCGAAGACGAGUCAUGGGACGGUCUAGUGGAGACCACGUACAAUUUUCAUCUGCAAUUUGCGCCAAGCAUUUCGUGCCCAAUUUGCUUCCACGUGACCCAAUUUCCCGCCCGUCAAAAUUGUGGUCACGUGUUGUGUUUUUCGUGCAUCCAGCACUCAUUUUCAUUCUUGGAUGAAUGCUCUUUAUGUCAAGCUCAGGUGGUUUCUAGAGCUAGUAAGCUUGAAGUUGUUCCAGGGUCAGAAACAACGGAAUCGUCAUCUGCUAAGGCUGGGCAAGAUUUGCAUUUGCCGAUCUCAUCGUCGACUAUGUAUUCGAUACCGUACCAAGGUGCCAUUGUAAAAUUGGACCUCACACACUUUAACAAUACUAACUACAUCAAUACUAUCGUCACAGCCGUGUCCACGGGCUAUGACAUGAGUCGAGUAGACGAUGAUGUGCUGUCAAGUUUCACGAACGGUCUUCACCUCCAGUGGCAGCAAGAACUUCUCUCAGUCAAAGUAUUAUCGCAGGACCAGCACGGCAUCCACGAACGUCGCUACGAAAAAUGA